Molecule: messenger RNA, 2092 nt
Organism: Schistosoma turkestanicum
Lineage: Eukaryota; Metazoa; Platyhelminthes; Trematoda; Strigeidida; Schistosomatidae
Source: the annotation of a GenBank genome assembly
CUAGGCCACUGUUUUGUAGUUCCGCGUCGUAACAUUAAUUGUGAGAUGGGGGCGACCUCCAACUCAGAAAUAAUCUGAUAGUUGAUUGCCAAGCUUAGUUUUUUAACUUUAAUGCUUUCAAGUUGUUCUAUACUGGUAAAGCGAAGAAUUUAUACUCAUUUCAUCCUGGAUUUUACGACAACAGCAAUUCCAGUCAUCCAAUUAGGCUGCCCAUUACAAGACCAUAGAAAUAGUUUCAGUUUGUAAUAUGAGAUAAUCUCACUAGGAUUAACUGCCUACAUUUACUCCCGCCUUCUUCCACAUAGACUUUUCAACUCCGGACACAAGAUGUCUUACCUUAGCUGUUGAUCGACUGUUUCGCAACAACCUGAAUAUUAAUGCAAAAGUUCUGAAACACUUGAAGUGCUAUUGCUUGCCUUGUAAGGCAUGUAUUAGUAUGUCUCCUUGUUUUCCAUUUGUAAGACGCAGGCAAAAUAGUAACAAGGAAAUAUUUCUUGUCAUCUUGGGAUUGGAUAAUUCUGGAAAGACAACAAUAUCUCUCAGCAUAAAGGGUGUCUCCAGUGACUUAGUUGCUCCAACUAUCGGUUUUGAUCGUAUUGAAUUCACUGUUGAUAAUUUUAAUAUCAGCCUUUAUGAUCUCGGUGGUGGUCAUACAAUACGUGAUAUUUGGGAAUCUUAUUUUGCUGAAGUCUAUGGUGUUAUAUUCGUGGUUGAUUCAAGUGCACCAGAGAGAUUAGAAGAAUGUCAUGAAGUAUUAGUCAAUGUUCUUUCCCAUCCGUGCAUAUCCGGUAAACCGAUUCUUCUACUAGCGAACAAACGAGAUAUUAAAGGUGCGUUAGACGAGUCGGAACUUAUAGCUGCACUCCAACUGGACGAUAUUGUCAAUGAAUAUAAAUGCCCUUGUCGGCUGGAACAUUGUUCUGCUUUAUUACUGCCUAAUCAAAAGUUGGAUAAAGCAAUUCGUGAUGGUUUGAAGUGGCUUCUUGCAUACAUUCAAUCAGAUUUGAUAAAUAUUCAAUUACGGGUUGAUGCUGAUGUAGAGAGACAGACACAACGACAAACAGAAGAACGCGCAGCAAGAAAAGAAAGAGUUCGAUUAGCUAAAGAGGAGAGAGAACGAUUGGAAAAACUAGCUAAUCAACAAAGAGGCGACAUGUGUAUAUCGAAUAGUAUUGAUGACGUAGGCGAAAACCCAAAUGAAGUAAUCAACCAGAAAUUAACAGUAAAAACUGAUAAUACAUGUACAAUUUCAAAUGUUUAUGAAAAUCACUUGUGUGGCGACAGUCCUGAAUGUGAAAAAUCUAUGAAAGUGAAAGAAAUUAACCCCGGUAACCAUACUCGAUUCGAGCAGAUCGAUUCAGGAGCACCCAGUGAGAAACAUCAUUCUUUGGUCUCUUUACCAUUGCAUCCACUUGACCUAUCACAUCAAGUAAAAUUAGCUGGUAACAGUGAUCUGGAAUACCAAAAUAGAAAACUGAGUUCGAACGGCCAACGUAGUUUUGAUAAAGAGGACUCAUUGAUUGAUUUAGAAAUAGAGCUGGAUAAUACUCGUAACAGCAUUGAGAAAAAUGAUCAUGUAUCAAGACAGUUCUCAUUGUCUCCUUCAAUAUCUAGUCAUCAAAAAGAAGACGCUAAAUCACAUUCUGAUGUCAUGGAAAUGAGUAUAUUGGAAAGUAAACUCCAAUGUUAUAAGGGAAAUUCAGUUACUCAAACGGCAAAUGGAAAUGCCCGUUUUAUCAACAGAACACCAACUGUGGUUCAUUCAUUAUAUGGGAAAAAUUGUUCUUCAGUCAAAAAAUCUGCUCACCAACUUUCUGAUGGUUAAUUCAACUUCAACCUAACUACUGUAAUUUCUUCAUCUAUAGUAGUAUGUCAAACUACUAAUAUUCAGCACUGAACUUAGCUUGUUUUCUCAAUUCAAUGAGAGAGAUAAUGAAUGUUUUCCUUGAACGGUUGUUUCCACUGAGAAGCAUGUACAACUGUGAAUAGAAAUUUUACAGAUCUUAAAUAACUGGCAUAUAUAAUGACUUUUGAUUGAUGAUUUCUUGUGAACACCAUACGAUCAUUGGUUUUCAAACAUUUUUGUAUUCAU